Molecule: messenger RNA, 774 nt
Organism: Penaeus vannamei (Pacific white shrimp)
Lineage: Eukaryota; Metazoa; Arthropoda; Malacostraca; Decapoda; Penaeidae
Source: RefSeq, a predicted model, not a curated record
AGCUGCAAUCAUGAAGACUCUGAUCGCCGUGUUGUUGGUCGCCUUCGUGGCAGCAGAGCAGAAGCGCGAGGCUGAGCCUUCCGUCGGCCUCCAUCACCCCCUUCUCUACCCUUAUGGAAGUGCCUACGGACUCUACCCGUAUGCCAGGCAUUCCUACCUCAGUACCCACGGCCACAUCCUUCACAAGCGCGACGCUGAAGCCGACCCUGGCUACCUCUUGGGAGGAGGUCUCGGCCUAGGCGGCGCCUACGGCCUAGGCGGCGCCUAUGGUUACGGCCUCAACUAUGGCCUUGGAGGAGCUUAUGGCUAUGGCUAUCCUCUGGGUCACGUCUCCUACAGCACCGUCGGCCACUCAAUCGGCAAGCGUGAGGCCGAGCCUGGCUACCUCUUGGGAGGAGGUCUCGGCCUAGGCGGCGCCUAUGGUUACGGCCUCAACUAUGGCCUUGGAGGAGCUUAUGGCUAUGGCUAUCCUCUGGGUCACGUCUCCUACAGCACCGUCGGCCACUCAAUCGGCAAGCGUGAGGCCGAGCCUGGCUACGGUCACGGCCUUCUUGGAGGUCUUGGAGGAUCCUACGGCUACGCCUCCUCUCUCCUCUAUCCAGGGAUCGCCCACUCCUACCAAUACAAUCAUGCUGUUAAUCCUCUUAUCUACGGAUAGGGAGAUCAUGUCCUGGUCAUAUGGCAUUUCCUCCUGAUAUGAACAUCUAUGUAUUUCAUAAUACUCUUCGAUGUAUUGAUGAUCUCUGAAAAAUGAAAUAAACAGUCUGCAAGUCA